Messenger RNA from Benincasa hispida (wax gourd), 1272 nucleotides. RefSeq lists its product as uncharacterized. The record is from RefSeq and is a predicted model, not a curated record. Lineage: Eukaryota; Viridiplantae; Streptophyta; Magnoliopsida; Cucurbitales; Cucurbitaceae.
GAGAAAUUAAAGCCAAAAAAAAGAGAGAAGAAAAAGCUAUGGAUUUCCCGCCCAAGAAACCUCCGCUCAUAACUUAUGCAUUUCUCUUACUCUUUUUCAUCGCUUCCUUUCUUCUCAUUCUUGCUCCUUCUUCCUCUUUGAAUCCUCUCCUGUUUUUCCCCUCAACCCUCCAAUGCAAUCGCUCCAAUUCUGUUGAAUUACUCCAUUCCGCAGAUGAACUUGAUUUGGCGCUGGAGAAGGCGACGAUGGCGAAUAAGACACUCGUAAUCGCGGUGAUCAACAAGGCGUAUGCUGAUCAAGGCGUUAAAGACGAUACUACAAUGCUCGAUGUGUUUCUCAGUAGUUUUUGGAUGGGAGAAGAUACUCGAAAAUUGCUUGAUCAUCUUCUUCUCGUCGCUGUUGAUCAAACGGCGUAUGAUCGCUGCCGAUUUCAGCGUCUCAAUUGCUUCAAAUUGGAGACAGAAGGAGUUGAUUUCGGUGGAGAGAAGCUUUACAUGUCUGAGGAAUUCAUUAAAAUGAUGUGGAAAAGAACUCUGUUCCUUCUCGAAGUUCUCAAGCGCGGUUACAGUUUCAUUUUCACGGAUACGGACGUAAUGUGGCUAAGGGACCCAUUUCCAAAGCUAAGCAAAGACGAAACGGAAGAUCUUCAAAUCAGCACCGAUAAUUUCAACGGAGAUCCAUGGUCCCAAUCCAAUCCCAUCAACACCGGCUUCUACUUCGUUCGAUCCAACAACAAAACCAUAGCUCUCUUCGACAAAUGGUACUCCAUGAAGAACAUCACCGCCGGCCAGAAGGAACAGGACGUUCUCUUCAAUCUCAUCCGCGCCGGCAUUUUCCGGCAACUCAAUCUCAAGGUCAGGUUUCUAAACACUCUCUUUUUCAGUGGAUUUUGCCAGAAGAGCAGUGAUUUCCACCAAGUUUCCACCGUCCAUGCCAAUUGCUGCCGGACGAUCGUUGCUAAGAUCAACGAUCUGAGGGCUACGCUCGGCGAUUGGAAACGGUUUAGGAAGUCGACGAAUGCGUCGGAGAUUUUUUGGUGGACGGAUCAUGUUGGAUGUAAGCGAUCUUGGAGACAUUGACGGAUGAUGGUAGCGGCGGCGAUAAUGCGGCGGAUGUGAAUCGGUUAUUUUUUAGGAUGGUGAUGAUGUAGAAAUUACUGGAAAGGGAUUUGAAAUUGUAUGAUUCUUAUGAAGUGUAUUUGUGGAAGAAGAAUACUGUAACAAAUGCAUGAUGAGUCCUUUGCCUAAUUUUUACUUUUAUUUUUUCUCUCAC